This is a messenger RNA of Miniopterus natalensis, 858 nucleotides long. The record is from RefSeq and is a predicted model, not a curated record. NCBI's taxonomy places the organism in Eukaryota, Metazoa, Chordata, Mammalia, Chiroptera, Miniopteridae.
AUGCUCAAACCCAAGGACCUGUGCCCCCGAGCGGGUACCCGCACCUUCCUGGAGGCCAUGCAGGCGGGCAAAGUGCACCUGGCCCGCUUCGUGCUGGAUGCGCUGGACCGAAGCAUCAUCGACUGUCGCGCGGAGCAGGGCCGCACGCCGCUCAUGGUGGCCGUGGGGCUGCCGGACCCUGCGCUGCGCGCGCGCUUCGUGCGACUACUGCUGGAGCAGGGUGCGGCGGUGAACCUGCGGGACGAGCGCGGCCGCACGGCGCUGAGCCUGGCGUGCGAGCGUGGCCACCUGGACGCAGUGCAGCUGCUGGUGCAGUUCAGCGGCGACCCCGAGGCGGCCGACUCCGCGGGCAACAGCCCGGUGAUGUGGGCGGCGGCCUGCGGCCAUGGGGCGGUGCUCGAGUUCCUAGUGCGCUCUUUCCGCCGCCUCAGCGCGGGUCGGCACCGGGCGCAGGGGAGCGAGCGGCCCGAGCUGGGCCGGAGCAUGAGUCUGGCUCUGGGUGCUGUGACCGAGGAGGAGGCAGCUCGACUGCGGGCGGGAGCCCUGAUGGCCCGACCACACUCUCCCCAGUCUUCGGGGACCGGGCGGUGGCGUUCGCAUGAGGUGCUGGAGGGAGCGCCUCUGACCUCGGCGCAAGCCCCCAUCGGCCUCAGCCCUCACCCCGAAGGCGGCCCCGGCUCCGGCCGCCUGGGUUUGCGCCGACGCUCCACAGCUCCAGACAUCCCCAGCCUGGUCGGGGAGGCACCGGCGCCGGAGAGCGGCGCGGAGCUAGAGGCCAACGCUGUGCCGCACUCCGUGCCUGGGCCCCAGCCUUGGCAAGCAGGCACGGAGGCCGUGGUUUUGCACGAUCUGCGGUAA